UACAUAUUCAGUCGUAUUUAUCUUAGCGCUUGAAGGCAUGUAUGACUUCAGAACGCGUAAUAAAUAGCUAAUCUAAUCUAAUCUCUAAUGUCUAUAAUGUGUAAUCAGUUCCAUCUGGUGAAUGAAGCUUCUACUGCUUUAAAACUAAUGCUAAAUUUUGUCCUACAGUGUUGUUCCUCUGUUAAAUGAUGAAGAGUACAUAGCCAGCCAUUUCAACGAGGACCAAAAGGAUAAGCUAAGAGAUUCCAUUGCAAGUCCAUUUUUUAGAAAUACUAUUGAAAAGCUAUUUAAAGAACAGCGGGCUAAAUUGACAGUGGAAGUUGAAUCGAAGGAUUCCAGCGAAUUGAAGGAUUCCAGCGAAUCGAAGGAAGCAAACUAAUGACUAAAGUUUAAACAACAAAACAUCCAAAGUUUUGCAACAAUAAUGGACGUCGAAGAGGAUGAAUUCUGUAAACCUGUUAGUUCGGAGAGAAGAUUGAGAUUAAGGAAAAAUGAUAGAGAAAGUGUAGCUAACAAGGCUCAUCUUACUAAUAAUUCCAAUAAUGAAAGCAAGAAUGAUGAUACUGCUGGUACAUCCCAAUCUCCACAUGACGAUGAUAGUAUAUUGGAUUUUAAAUCGCCAAAAAGAAUACAUUCCAUGCAAUCGAAAAUUAUUAAUAGAAACAGACUAUUGGAUAAAACCAAGAAGAAGAAAGUACUUCAUUCUAAAGCAAAAAUUAUUAGCAAUGAAAAGAAAUCUAAAAGUAGAAAGGCAUUACAGAGUAAAAGGAUUCCAUGCGAUGUACAGCAACCAUUGAUUGAGUCAUCCUUUUUUAAAUCGGAAAAGAAAGAAGUAGAGUCACCGCAGAGUUUAACUGACGUGAAAACGGCUUAUGUAUGCCCGUUGUGUUUUAAAAAUCUCAAAGAUGAAGCUUCACAAGCUAUACACAUGAAGAGUUGUGCCACAAAAAAUAAUGUGUCCACAAAGAAAUUAAUGGACGCUGUGGAGCUGCAAGAACGGCAAGCCGCAGAAAGAAAGUCGUUGGGGUUACUUUCCGCUCCCGUAUUACAAGACAAGAAGAAACCUGCUCCUCGUAAAAUAAGAUGA
Messenger RNA from Wasmannia auropunctata (little fire ant), 1087 nucleotides. RefSeq lists its product as uncharacterized. The record is from RefSeq and is a predicted model, not a curated record. Lineage: Eukaryota; Metazoa; Arthropoda; Insecta; Hymenoptera; Formicidae. The transcript is spliced from 3 exons. The coding region runs from base 425 to 1087 and encodes 220 amino acids.